Messenger RNA from Danio aesculapii, 1911 nucleotides. RefSeq names its product tubby-related protein 1-like. NCBI's taxonomy places the organism in Eukaryota, Metazoa, Chordata, Actinopteri, Cypriniformes, Danionidae. Gene Ontology annotation, cellular component: cilium. The record is from RefSeq and is a predicted model, not a curated record. Gene Ontology annotation, biological process: protein localization to cilium. Bases 1 to 1911 code for a protein of 636 amino acids. Gene Ontology annotation, molecular function: actin filament binding. The transcript has 15 exons.
AUGCGGAGUUCCUGCUGGGUGAAGCGAGAGCACAGACCUGUCUUCCUGCCUUCCGACCCGAGCGCUUGUAAAACUUUCAGCUGUGGCGUCCGGGGCCGGCCUCCAUUGGCAGAGGUUCAAGAAGAGCGCUGGCUGCGUCUAAAACUCCCGGAGGAAGAGCAGAUCACACAUAGAGAGCGAGAGGGAGAGAAAGGGGGUCGGCUGGUACCCAUGAGGAGGCUGCCCGUGCGGCCAGUAGGUCAGGGUGAGGGGGGCAGGAGAGGUGGCUCAUGUGCCAACGGCAGCUGCUCGGGGAGUUCAGACAGGGAGCAUGAACUAGAGAAGAAAGAGGACGCUCUACAUCCCAAAGCUGAUGAUUAUGAGGUGCGCGUCAGCGACGGCCACGGCGAGGGGCUAUGCGUCCAUGCGUACGCAUUACAGCAGAAGCCCAAAAAGAAGAAACCCGAGUCGAUUCCAGCAGAGACCAAUGGAAGUGAAGCCAAACCCAAGAAGACGAAGAUGAAGAAGAGCGGCGAUCAGUCGACAGAGAGCAGUCCUGCCACUCAGAAUGGAGAGAAGACGAAGAAGAAGAAACUAGACAAGGACAAGGAAUCAACGGAGAAGGAGAAGGAAACCAAGAAGAAAGCCAAAAGUGCCCCUAAGAAGAAGAAUGACGAUGAUGAUGAUGAAGAUGAUGGAGAGACAACUCCUCAAAAGAAGACGAAGAAAAAGCCCACAAAAGAAAGCUCUGAUGCUAAAGAAAAAGAGAAAGAAAAAGACAAGAAGUCCAAAUCAAAAGAUGCCAAAGAGGAUGCAGACAGUAAAGGAAAAUCUAAAACCAAGAAGAAGGAACCCGCCUCCAUGUUUCAGAUAAAUGGAGAAAAACCUGAAACCAAGAGUAAAAAGAAAGCGGCCAAAUCUGAGAGUGAAGAAGAGAGCGAACCUGAAACCAAAACCAGCAAGACCAAGAAGAAGAGCAGCUCAAACACAGCCUCCAUGUUCCAGACUGGAGGAGACAAAGACAAGGACAAAAAGACAAAAAAGACCAAAAGUUCUGCGAAAGCAGAAGAGACUGAAGACUCUGAUUCAGAAGUGACACAGAAAAAGAAAAAGGGCAAAGGGAAAAAAGGCAAAAAGGAGGAGCGAGCACCUUCUCCAGUCAUCGAGUUUGACAAUCUGGAGGAGUUUGUGCUUCAACCUGCAGAACAAGGAGUCACCGUGAAGUGCAAAGUGACGCGUGACAAGAGAGGGAUGGACAAAGGCCUUUACCCAACAUACUACCUGCAUCUGGACAACGAGAAGAAAGUGUUUCUGUUAGCGGGAAGGAAGAGGAAAAAAAGCACAACCUCAAACUACCUGAUCUCCAUCGACCCCACUGACCUUUCCAGAGGAGGAGAAAACUUUGUUGGGAAGCUCAGGUCAAAUCUGAUGGGAACAAAGUUCACUGUGUUUGAUAAUGCACUGCAUCCGGACAGAGCUCUGCCUGACAUGUCUAACGCACGGCAGGAACUGGCAGCCAUCAUCUACGAAACAAAUGUUUUGGGCAUGAAAGGGCCGAGGAGAAUGAUUAUAGUUAUACCUGGCAUGAACAAAGAUGGCGAUCGAGUCCCCAUACGACCACGUAGUGAAAACGAUGGCCUCCUCAUGAGACAUCAAAACAGAAACAUGGAAAAUCUGAUAGAGCUGCGCAAUAAGACGCCGGUGUGGAAUGAAGAAACCGCUUCACAUGUGCUGAACUUCAAUGGCAGAGUCACACAGGCCUCCAUCAAAAACUUCCAGAUCGUCCAUAACAAAGACCAGGACUACAUUGUGAUGCAGUUUGGGAGAAUUGCAGACGACGCCUUCACUCUGGACUACAGGUAUCCUCUGUGUGCCGUACAAGCCUUCGCCAUCGCUCUCUCCAGCUUCGACGGCAAAAUCGCCUGCGAGUAA